Molecule: messenger RNA, 1036 nt
Organism: Drosophila eugracilis
Lineage: Eukaryota; Metazoa; Arthropoda; Insecta; Diptera; Drosophilidae
Exons: 2
Coding region: 15-857 (280 amino acids)
Source: RefSeq, a predicted model, not a curated record
UUAAAAAUUCUGGAAUGCAUAUUAGCCAAUUGUUAUUUGUACGCAAAAAUAAAAUGUCGAAUACCUCCAAGGAAGUCGGCGAUAACCCAGCGACCAAAAAACAUAGGAGGAAGCAGACGAUUUGGUCGCGCGAGAAGAUCGCCAAACUGAUUGAACUGUACCGCUCUUCAGAUUGUUUAUGGAACCACUACUCGGAGCUGUACAAAAACAAGGACUGCAGAGCUAAGGCAAUCGAAACCAUUUGUUCUUCCCUUGGGAUAACAAAAAACGACUACGGCAAGAAAGUCCACAAUCUACGUAAUCAGUUCAAUUCGGAAUUAAAGAAACUUGAGCGAAGACUUGAGGAAUCCGGAGGAGAUCCAGAAAAGACUUGUCGCUGGGAACACUUCAAAACGCUGAUGUUCCUGCGUUCUGUUAUAGAACCACGGCCAGGAUAUCAGCAAGGUGCUCAAUGCAAGAAACUGAUGACAAAGCUGGACUUAAACUAUGGCGAACAGGAUGCUGAAAAACAGGCCCAAACCUCAAUCGAAACUUUGGAAUCAAUGAUUAUAGAAAACGAUGCAGAAACCAUUGAUAUCCCAAAGGUUGGCGAACUCAAUCCUACGAUCUUGGAACCUCCGCCGUCUAACAAAUCGUCUGCUCCAAAUCGACUAACAGAAGGCCCAAUGGUUUCCGCUCCUGUCCAUAUAGCACCAAGUAGUCGGGAUCAAUGGGAUGCAUUUGGGGAAUUGAUCGCGAGUGAAUUCCGCAAUUUAAACUCUGAGGUUUCACGCAAGAGGCUGAAGCGAAAAAUCAUGCAAGUAAUGUUGGAAAUAGGCGAAGAAGACGAUCUUGAGCUACCAAGCACAAAUAGUUGAAUGUUAAACAGAUUAAAAGCAUAAAAUGUACAUAUUUAUUAUACACCCUUUAAAUUUAAAUGUUAAAUAUAAGCAGCACGCAGAUCAUUAAAAGUCUUGAGCGCAAGACUAUUUUAUGUGCAUUUGAAGCACAGUUCAAAAUGAAAAUGAAAUAAACUCUUUGCCUUGUUAAAAAAUCA